AUGAUGCCAUUCUGGACAACGGUUUUCAGCAGCAAGCACCAGUCCUACUAUCUGGGCGAAACCGUGGAUGUCAAGCCUGAAGAGCUGACCGAAGAUGUCCUCAAGAUGCGGUACGAAUACAGCGAUGGGGAGGUCCAUUUUCUCACCCUGUGCCCCAUCCGUCAGGACUACGUAACCGACCUUUUGCUCGGUACCGGCUUCCGGAGCGUGGAGCGGUACGGCGAUUUCGAAGCGGGCUACGACCUCUACGAUCCGGAUUUCGUGAUCCAGAUCGCCAGGAAGUAG
Geodia barretti is the source of this 285-nucleotide messenger RNA. NCBI's taxonomy places the organism in Eukaryota, Metazoa, Porifera, Demospongiae, Tetractinellida, Geodiidae. The record is from the annotation of a GenBank genome assembly.